AUAAAUAGAUGACGUAACGUCAUGUCUUUCUUUCUAAUCCAGCAGCCGAACGAAUUGGUGGGUUCAAAUUGAUGUAGUGAAAAUUAAAGUAUUGGGUCUUAAACUGAAAAAAAUUUGGAUGUUAAUGGCGCAUUUGCGCAUCGUUAAUGUUAACUUAUAAAUGGUUUAAUACUUCUGGCGUCGGAUAUUACAUAUUUUAUUCGGAUUUCAAGUAGACCUACCAUAUACAAUUUUGUAAAUAUUCUCAAGGCUUGGCGCCAUUUUGAUUUCUUUGCAUUAAAGCACGUGGCGCAAGAUAUUUUAAUGUUACGAUAAAGUCUCUCUCUUAUAACAUCUACAAAGAAUUAAGUAUAUAGCUACUGAUUAUUGCAUUAUUGCAUUAUAAGCAUAAUUUUAAUUUUAUUUCGUUUUGUAUUUUUUUGAAAUUUCUGGGACACGAUGCCGAAGGUCAAAUCGGUUGCUGUUAACCGGUCUACAAGGUCGAGGGCAAAUAAACGCAAGCGGACACAGUCCACACCCGAAAGUGUUGAGACGCAAGUUGGAUCCCAGCCAUUACAGACUACGCAGGUGUCGUCUUUGCCCCAGCCAUUACAGACUACGCAAGUGUCGACUUUGCCCCAGCCAGGACAGACUACGCAAGUGUUGGCUCUGCCCCAGCCACUACAGCCCACUCAGACUGCCCCCCAUGAGUUGCAAGUCCCGACUAUCUCAGAUGUAUCACCAGGUAUUACCUCCACAACUGCUACUGUGACAAGCAAUACUGAUAACGCAGGUAAUUCAACCCAGUCUACAUUGUUGAAUUUAUCUUGUAUUAAUUCAUUUGAGGCACCUAUCCCCCGAGCAAUUGGGUCUACACAAUUUUCCCUUGGUUACUAUGUCGAGGCCAGUAUCAGGCAAAAAAUAAUUUCUGGUAAAUUUGUUAAUUUGGCGACAUUAUUGGUAAGAGACCCAAAUAAAACUCAGGUUUCCUCCACCCUAGCAAUAGACCCUAAUGGGCAAUUAAUUGCACAACCUAAACAAAUGUAUAAAAUUCAAACAAUUGAUCGAUGGACAGAUGCCUUUAUUAUUUACAUGAGCAUUUAUACAGCUGCUCACCCCGAGAAAGUUCAGCAAUUUCUUAAAUACAUGCAUGACAUUAGGCUAGGUGCACAAAGAUCACAGGGCUGGCUCACUUAUGACGAGCAAUACCGUCUUAGGGCAUCGAUCAAUACGACUCAGGAUUGGGGUGUGGUUGACGCUGAGCUCUGGAUGCUUUACAUGACACCCACUACAUCCCAGAUUCAGAACUUAAGAGGGGGUCAGCCUCAAAAAUGUUUUGACUAUAACUACAAAGGCUCAUGUCAUAAGCUAAAUUGUCCCUAUCUUCAUAGGUGCUUGAAAUGCAAUAAUGUCCACCCAUCCAACACUUGUUUUGUUAAUUCUGCUACAGCGCGAGACAGUUCAUUUCAGCCAUUUCGUUUCCCCUCAAGUAGACAGAGUCAAACCCACCAGUCAAAUACUGCUUUCACAACAAAGCCCAACACUUUCCCAACAAAAUUCAAUAGAUAUGGCAAACAACAAACAACUGCAGUCCCUGGGAAAUACCCCAAUUAUAACUAA
Messenger RNA from Saccostrea cuccullata (small rock oyster), 1599 nucleotides. RefSeq lists its product as uncharacterized. Lineage: Eukaryota; Metazoa; Mollusca; Bivalvia; Ostreida; Ostreidae. Bases 439 to 1599 code for a protein of 386 amino acids. The record is from RefSeq and is a predicted model, not a curated record. The transcript has a single exon.